Molecule: messenger RNA, 441 nt
Organism: Rodentolepis nana
Lineage: Eukaryota; Metazoa; Platyhelminthes; Cestoda; Cyclophyllidea; Hymenolepididae
Source: the annotation of a GenBank genome assembly
AUGCAUGGACCGGCCGAUGUCUUUCCACACAAUGAAGGCCUUAAUCAGAAGAGAAUUCCAGACCUCAAAGUGCAACGAACUCAAAGCUCGAACAAAGGAGAAACAGUGGAAAUGAAGGCCUUAAUCAGAAGAGAAUUCCAGACCUCAAAGUGCAACGAACUCAAAGCUCGAACAAAGGAGAAACAGUGGACAGUGGCGCUCUCCGACAUAGCCCACUGGCCAAGAAUCGAAGCCGUUGCUGAGUUCAGACUACGUACCGGACACGAUUGCUUAGCAAAACACCUUCACAGAUUAGGAGUACACACUCAACUCACAUGCCCUCUAUGUAACCUACAUGAGGAAAUGGAGAAGACCCACCUGAUUCGGUGUCCAGCCCUAAAGACAACGACGGAAAGCCAGAGAUACUGGGAAGCAAGAAGACAGCUAAUGAAUUGCUAUUAA